This is a messenger RNA of Coregonus sp. 'balchen', 9428 nucleotides long. The record is from the annotation of a GenBank genome assembly. NCBI's taxonomy places the organism in Eukaryota, Metazoa, Chordata, Actinopteri, Salmoniformes, Salmonidae.
UGCAUUUGCAACAUUGUUGUGAUUGUGAGCAUUUUACCCAGAGUACACCGGGAAACGGACAGAGGAACAUGGCGCAGGGUCGGUGAGGAGGACGCUGAGCAAUUGAGGAUUAUAUUCCGUGGAUAUUUCUGAGAUCAUGCUGAAAUCCUAAAAUGAGAGUGUGAAAUGGUCUCACUUCCGAAGUCUUGGAUAUCUACCACUGCCCCUUUGAUGAAUAAUAGGAAAACGCCUCUCAGGAAUACCUGCAAUUGCAUUCAUAAACAUUUCUUUAGGACUUACAACCCCUGAGCAUUGUUUUUGAUUCACAAACGUCACAUUUUCAUCUGAUUAUUACAUUGGAAAAUGGCUGAGAGAAAUAAAAGGAAUAUAGAGGUCCCACAAGGAGUUGAUAGACUUCGAGUGGAGCAUAAAAAGGUAAAACAAAUAACGAAUUAGCUUGCUACUGUAGCAACCUGGCUAGCGUGAGCUGUGUGUGUUGACAAUGCACGCGGUCGACUGUAGAAUUUUGCUAAUCUUUUUGCACUUUCAUGAGAUGAGACAUAAAUGCAUUCUCUUUCAGCAGGUUGCAUAUUCAUUUAUGCGCGUGUGGCCUCUUCGACAGAUCAUUUAUCGUGGAAACUUUCUAAACCUUUUUUCUAGAAGCUUCCUUGAGCCAGCGGUCACAUGUUGCUUGUUCUUGUUUAUUUCAGCGUGGAUCCUGGCCAAGCCAUGUUGUGGAACCGUCGAGUAUGCAUCCAGUUUUUCAAUUGCUCUGAUGUUGACACAUGUUUAAUUAUAUUUUUCAGCAAGUACAAUUCAUGAAAAAUAAACAAAUGAACCAUGCACGUAACUAUACACACACGCAUUUCCUUGUGCGGCCGGCCUACUGCCGAAUAAAAAUGGACCUAGAUUCAACAUCCAUAACUAACUAGUUUCAUUUUAUCUAAAUGUAAAGAGAAUAUCAAUCCAAAGUGUAGGGCAUUGAUGACUGAUGGGAUGUUUAAUAAAAGGCAUUAGCUGGCAAUGCAAAUGCAUUACAGGACAACAGUAAAUAGACAGCUAGCUAGUCAGUUGGGAAAGUCUUGUUGUGUUACAUUAGAAUUGGAGUCAUACAGUAUGCAAUGAAGGAGCGUGGAACUUUACGCUUUCUUUCAAAUAGAAACAUAGGCCUAAUGUGUUGAGGAGACAUGCUUGGUUUAAUCUCUGUCAUGUUAAAUAAAGAAUUGUGCUAUGGCACGUUCCAUAGCCCACAGCAUGUUUCAUAACUCUACCCAAAGUGUAGUACUGUAGUAGGCUACUUCCUAGUAUGACAUCCAUAGCAAAGUAUGCAGAUGCCCCUUCCUGCCUCCAGGCUGGUGCUCCUGUUUAUGUAAGUAUAUACUGUGAGGUUCAGAAAAACGUUUGAUCCUUUUUACGUUUUGAUACAGUUCAUCUUUGACAGCUGUUUAACCAAAACACUAAAGUUCCCGAUAAUUUGCUUCCGUGUUGUUUGCCCCCCAGUGAGUAAGUGUAAACAACUGGAAAAUGGAGGGGGUCUUCUGACCGUUUUUUAGGAAGAAUAGAAAUGCAAAGUUUGACCUAAAUAAUUGUCACUCUGUCAACAACAGGUGGUGCAAGGCUGCGAAGGUCAGAUCCAGCACUGGUGAGUUUGUGUAGUAAUUCCACGUAGUGACUAUGGCAUAGGAGUCAGACACUACCGCUCAUACACACAGCAUCUCGUGAGUUAUGGUGCUGCUGUGCUUCUAGAUUACAUUACUAGUUACACCCCGAGUCACUCACCACUUCCUUGAUAGUACAUAGAUAGAUAGGCUAAACAUAAGAUCUGUGUGUUCUUUCAGGCAUAACCAGUAUACCAGGAAGGGCAUGUGUAACAUUUUGUGUGUGUGCCAGUAUUGAACUGAAAUAAAAACAACUUUGGACUUUCAGGGAGAUGGUAAAAGGCGACUAUGAAGCCCUCGAGGAUCGACUCAAAACUCUUCCAGAUCAGGUGUCCUAUGACAUCAUGGUACGUUCCACCUCUCUUAUCAAAUUAAAGUUUAUUGGUGGUGUACACAGAUUUGCAGAUGUUAUUGCAGGAGCAUGUAUAUAUAUAUAUAUAUAUAGUGCAUUCGGAAAGUAUUCAGACCCCUGCACUUUUUCCGCAUUUUGUUAAAUUACAUUUUUUCUUCAUCAAUCUACACACAAUACCCCAUAAUGACAAAGCAAAAACAGGUUUAGAAUUUUUUUCAAAUGUCUAAAAAAUAAAAAACAGAUACCUUAUUUACAUAAGUAUUCAGACCCUUUGCGAUGAGACUCAAAAUUGAGCUCAGGUGCAUCCUGUUUCCAUUGAUCAUCCUUGAUGUUUCUACAACUUGAUUGGAGUCCAUCUGUGGUAAAUUCAAUUGAUUGGACAUGAUUUGGAAAGGCAUACACCUGUCUAUAUAAGGUCCCACAGUUGACAGUGCAUGUCAGAGCAAAAACCAAGCCAAGAGGUCGAAGGAAUUGUCCAUAGAGCUCCGAGACAGGAUUGUGUCGAGGCACAGAUCUGGGGAAGGGUACCAAAAAAUGUCAGCAGCAUUGAAGGACAACCAUCGCUGCAGCACUCCACCAUUCAGGCCUUUAUGGUAGAGUGGCCAGACGGAAGCCGCUCCUCAGUAGUAAGGCACAUGACAGCCCGCUUGGAGUUCCCAAAAGGCACCUAAAGGACUCUCAGACCAUGAGAAACAAUAUUCUCUGGUCUGAUGAAACCAAGAUUGAACUCUUUGGCCUGAAUGCCAAGCGUCACGUCUGGGGGAAACCAGGCACCGCUCAUCACCUGGCCAAUGGUGGUGGCAGCAUCAUGCUGUGGGGAUGUUUUUCAGUGGCAGGGACUGGGAGACUAGUAAGGAUCGAGGGAAAUAUGAACGGCGCAAAGUACAGAGAGAUCCUUGAUGAAAACCUGCUCCAGAGUGCUCAGGACCUCAGAUUGGGACGAAGGUUCACCUUCCAACAGGACAUCGACCCUAAGCACACAGCCAAGACAACGCAGGAGUGGCUUCGGGACAAGUCUCUGAAUGUCCUUGAGUGGCCUAGCCAGAGCCCAGACUUGACCUGAUCGAACAUCUCUGGAGAGACCUGAAAAUAGCUGUGCAGUGACGCUCCCCAUCCAACCUGACAGAGCUUGAGAGGAUCUGCAGAGAAGAAUGGGAGAAACUCCCCAAAUACAGGUGUGCCGAGCUUGUAGUGUCAUACCCAAGAAGACUCGAGGCUGUAAUCGCUGCCAAAGGUGCUUCAACAAAGUACUGAGUAAAGGGUCUGAAUACUUAUGUAAAUAAUGCUACAAACUUCUUCCAUUUAAGAAUGAUGGAGGCCACUGUGUUCUUGGGGACCUUCAAUGCUGCAGAAAUGUUUUGGUACCCUUCCCCAGAUCUGUGCUUUGACACAAUCCUGUCUUGGAGCUCUACGGACAAUUCCUUUGACUGUCAACUGUGGGACCUUAUAUAGACAGGUGUGUGCCUUUCCAACUCAUGUCCAAUGAAUUGAAUUUACCACAGGUGGACUCCAAUCAAGUUGUAGAAACUUCUCAAGGAUGAUCAAUGGAAACAGGAUGCACCUGAGCUCAAUUUCGAGUAUCAUAGCAAAGGGUCUGAAUACUUAUUUACAUAAGGUUUUUUUCAAAUUUUUUAAAAUAAGUUAGCAAAAAUUUCAUAACCUGUUUUCGCUUUGUCAUUAUCAGGUAUUGUGUAGAUUGAUGAGUAAAAAAUUAAUUUAAUGAUUUUUAGAAUAAGGCUGUAACAUAACAAAAUGUGGAUAAAGAGAAGGGGUCUGAAUACUUUCCAAAGACAGUAUGGACAGCAUAUGAUCAGAAAAGGUGUGUACGGUAGUAGUUAUAUCGGAUGAGCCAUGAAUAGAAUACAGUGUAUAUAUAUUUUAACCGCAGCAGUAGCCUAGCGUUUAGGAGCGUUGGGCCAGUAACCGAAAGGUCGCUGGUUCAAAUCCCUGAGCCGACUAGGUGAAAAGUCUGUGCCCUUGAGCAAGGCACUUAACCUUAAUUGCUCCAGGGUCGCCGUCAAUAAUAGCUGAGGGUCUCUCAGGGGGAGUGGGAAAUGCAAAAAAUAAAUGUCCAAUUCACACUUGUACAUGUGUGAAAUAGGACAAAUGUAAGUACCCAUAUAAAAAGUGGGUAAAACAGUCCAAACCUUUUUUUCGGCUGUAGGAAAUAAUACAUUUACAUUUAAGUCAUUUAGCAGACGCUCUUAUCCAGAGCGACUUACAAAUUGGUGCAUUCAACUUAGGAUAGCCAGUGGGACAACCACCACUGGGGGAGGGGGGUGGGGUAGAAGGAUUACUUUUAUACUAUUCCAGGUAUUCCUUAAAGAGGUAGGGUUUCAAGUGUCUCCGGAAGGUGGUCAGUGACUCCGCUGUCCUGGCGUCGUGGGGGUGCUUGUUCCACCAUUGGGGUGCCAGAGCAGCGAAUAGCUUUGACUGGGCUGAGAGGUAGGGGGGCUAGCAGGCGAGAGGUGGAUGAACGUAGUGCCCUCGUUUGGGUAUAGGGUCUGAUCAGAGCCUGAAGGUAAGGAGGUGCCGUUCCCCUCACAGCUCCGUAGGCAAGCCCCAUGGUUUUGUAGUAGAUGCGAGCCUCAACUGGAAGCCAGUGGAGUGUCCGGAGGAGCGGGGUGACAUGAGAGAACUUGGGGAGGUUGAACACCAGACGGGCUGCAGCGUUCUGGAUAAGUUGUAAGGGUUUAAUGGCACAGGCAGGGAGCCCAGCCAACAGUGAGUUGCAGUAAUCCAGAUGGGAGAGGACAAGUGCCUGUAUUAGGACCUGGAGGUAAUACUAGAAACUUUCUGAGUAAAUAAUGUAAGAAAUAACACAAAAAAGUGAAAUACUGCAAAGUUGGCUAGGCGCUAGAAAACAGAGUGACCAAUGUUGGUAGGCGCCAUCUUAUCCAGUCAAAUGCAGUAAAUGCACUGGGGAGUGAGUUUCCAUAGCAGGUUCUUAUUUACGGUUCAUUGAAUGAGGUGUGUCAACAGAGUUAAUUCCCAGGCCAUGCAACCUUACUAUGAAUUGUCCCCUCUUGAUCUAGAGUGAAAACACAGAGCAGUUAAUACAGCGAGAUGGGUGCUUCUGAGAUGUUUACAUGUGGUGUGUUGUAGGGAAGGCCUUAUCUUUGACUACCAGUUUCUAUUGUCCUUUUCUUUCAGCUAUUCAGUUUCACUUUUAGUUUGUAAAAAAAUAUGCAGAACCAUGUUUAAUUGCCCUAAUAUAUAUAUAUAUAUAUAUAUAUAUAUAUAUAUUAAUGUAUAAAAUACAAUAAAAACGAUUGAAAGUCAAGUUGAAACUUGAACUCGAAACUUGAAUAAUGCAGUAAUAAAAAAACACCUAUGACCCCCUAACCCCCCCCCCCCCCCCCCCCCCUUCCCAAUGUUGAUCUCCUUCCCCUCCUCUCUGCUGUAACAGGUGCCGUUUGGUCCUUUGGCCUUCAUGCCUGGGAAGCUGGUCCAUACCAAUGAGAUCACCGUGCUGCUGGGGGACAACUGGUUUGCAAAGUGCUCUGCCAAGCAGGCCCAGAAGCUCGUGGAGCACAGGAAGAAACGUGUGUUUGUUUUGGAAGCCAUUUUUUAUUUUUUCAGAUACCAUGGCACCUUGCCCAACUCUGACACUCACAUAACUAAUAUUAUGAAAAUACUAGAUAACUCCUCAAUUGUAGGCCUAUAUAUUGUUUAGCAAUGUAUACUAGUGAUAAUGCUUAUUGAGAAAGAUUGAGGUAAUGUUUUGAAUGUCUUCUCAACACUACCACGGUUCAUCCAGCAGGGGGGGCUGUUGUCAUAGAUUUGCUGUCAGACAAACCGAGAAAGAGGUGAUCCCUCAGCUCAAACUCAAAGUUGAAUGGCUACUUUUUUUGUGAAUACUUGGAUUGUUAGAAUGUUUGAUCUAUUCUUGCUGGUGGGCAAUUGUCUAUGAAAAAUUACAACUGCAUUAGCAAAUAAGUAAUAACACACAAUCAUCUUGGUCAUAAUUUGCAAUACUGCAAGUUCAUUUCUAUUGAAAAUGUGGAAUUGUGUCCAGAAUGUUUCACAGCGAUAAUGCCAUUGGUUGGUUACUCAAAUGGAUUUUGGCCAUCCUCUGCAAUCAUUUCGUCACAAUAAGUCCAGCCUUAAAUCCUCCUGUCCAUUCAUUCCACUGCUGGCCUUUCUUACUAAUGAAAAACAUGAACAUACAUGGAAAAAAAGUGCAUACAUAAACACCCACGUAAGAGAACGUUGUUUCCCCUUCGCUCCCCUUUGGUAUUCACUCUGCACCCGAAAAAGCUAUUUAAUAUAGUGUCAAAUGGGCCUAAAUAACAAUGUGUGAUGAUGAUGGGAGCAUUAUUAGACUGGUGUUUACCUGAAGCGUGAAUGUGCCAUAACCUUCCCUGACCUUGCCCAGGCUGCUUUUACACAACUAAGUGCCAUAAUGCAAACAUGGAUGGCUGAGAUCUUUCAAACAGCCCCGCUGUCAGGCCUUCCGCAUUUGACCUUUCCCCAACGUUUCGGAGAAGUACGGCUUGAAGGCUCGCUGUCGCCAUGGCAACGGGGCCCCUGCUGCCAUUAGCGAACGGGGGUUUAAUUGUUGUGAAGAUUUAAUGAUCCGAAGUAGCACCGAGGGCGUGCGAUAUUAUGAACUGUUUGUGUCAUCAUUUUCCCUUUUUUUGACUGCGUUCUGAGUUUAACCCCUUGCUGGCUGAUUUUUCAGAUUCCAUCACACCAUUUUUGCUCUUUGUUUUUUAGAUGUAAAUAGUGCGCUGGAUGACUUGCACAAGACGAGGAAGAACUUUGAAGCCAGAGUUGGGUUCACAGAGGAUUUAGAAAAACUCUCAGGCGUAAGUGUAAUUACUGUGAUAACAAAAAGCUUUUAGGAUCCUUCAGCCAGCUUAUCUGAUAGACAAACUCCAUGUGCGGAAAAUCAAUUUAUAUGAUCAGAUAUUGUAAACACACACACACACUUAUACCCUUCUCUCUUUCCUCAGGCUAAAGGGGACUAUGUGGAAAUCAGAGAAGAGGUUGGAAGUAUUGAAGAAAUUGUCAGCAAAGGAAAGCAGCGUGUGGCCCUUAAGCCCCACUCUAAGCCGAAGAUGGAGGCUGUUGUGAAGAUAGAGGAAGAAGAGGAGGUGGACGAAGAGGGCGGUGGAGAGGGAGAUGGAGGGAGCAGGAGAGGAGUGCUGUCUGAGGAGGAGCUAUGGGCCAGACUGGACGAGCUGGAAGUGCUGGAGGAGCAGGAAGAGGAGCGUCACAGGUAGAGUUACAUACACACACACACACACAAAAUGCAUAGAUGUUCAAAUUGAGGAGUAAUUCAGCGCCACUCUAUCCACCUUCACACCUGUGUUUCAUUGCAAAAUAUAGCGAAGAUUAGAUUUAUCUCGGCUUGAUACUUUGUUUCUAUUGUUUUCAGACGGUUUGACAGUGCAGACACCAAUGGCAACGGCAACGACGACACAACAUCCUCUUCCUCUGAGGAGGAGAAGGAGGGAGAUAGCGGCAGCCAUCAUCGUGUCAAUGGACAUGAUGAGAGGAGCAAAGGCAGGACGUCUGUGCCUCACAACGGUGACCAACUCAACGGUACAGCCCAGUCAACCAGGGACGGGGAGGAGGAGGAAGGCAACUGUUUGCCUACCAUCUAUUUCUCUCAUACGGUGGAACCUAAGAAGGUCAGUGUGUAUAAAGCGUAUUAAACUCAAUGCAGUCAACAUGUAGUCCAUUAUGUUAUUUGAGCUAUGUAAAUCAAUGUACUACAUCUCUGUCUGUCUCCCUCUGUUUCUCCAGGUGAGGAUAAACACAGGGAAGAACACCAUGUUGAAGUUCAGUGAGCUGAAAGAACAGAAGCAGCAAGCCAAGAGGAAAAAGAAGAACGGUACCAGCAACGGCCACUCUCACCACGGGCUCCACAACAUCACCACGCCCACAGACCUCUACAGGUACACACACACACACACACACACACACUACAGGCUACACAUCAGUCAUAAAAUGUUUGGUUGGCAUAAACCUUUAGGCAACAUUUUGGAUCAAAUGUACAAUUGGCUUAUAUGAAAUGUUGUUUACUCUGAAUGUUUCCAGAUUUCUUUGUUCUGAUUCAGUAUGGUGUCUGUCUACUUACAGGUUCUGUGCUCCGAUUGGGUAUAAUGGUUGACUGGGUCCAUGUCUAUUAACAAGUUCUGCGAUCUGAUUUGGUAUAAUGGCUGACUGGGUGUAUGUUUGUGGCCUUUUGUCAGGUUGUUUGUGGAUGUGAAGAACGGCGAGCCCAUCCCCAGGAAGUCCAUCCUGAAGUCCCGGAGCAGAGAGAGCAGUGUGUGUAGCGACACCAGCGAGAGCAGCGCUGCUGAUUUCGAGGAGCGCCGGACGUUCGGACGCACUCUGAGCCAUGACGAGAACACGUACAGCGACACCAGCGACGGCAUCACGGAGGAGGACAGCCCCACCGGGGUCCCCCUACACCCCACCAGCCGCUUCCAGGUAAACUCAGCUGGUCCUGACUUUCCAAUACUCUGGCAAUAUUCUAAUAAUGUAAAGAUCUUCAAUUCAGUUCCAACAACUUUAUUUGUCCCCUUAGGCCAAUUCUUAUUACGACUACAGCAGCGCUUCAGACGCAUACAACAAACCGGCACAGAUACAAUAAAUAGAAAAGAAACAUGAGAGAUAAUGAUUUAAAUGUACAGUGCAAAACAUAAGAUAAUCAGUACAAAACAUAUACAAGAGACAGGGGUGAUUAGUUCACAUUGAACAGCAAUGUCUUUGAACUUUGAAUGUUAAAUAAAUGCAUAGAGCAGGAGUGGUCUAUGUCCUCCCAAGUUUACAGUGUCACAUUAACCUCCAUCUUAUUCUUUGUCAUUGAUCCAGGCCUUUUCAGGCACAGUGGUUGAGAAGGAGCCCAUUCCCUCGUCGAUCCCUCAAUUCACCAUUGCUCUGCAAGCGCUGCCCACCAUCCCAGAGAGGAAGCUGGAGGAGGUGGCCCCCGAAGCCCCCCAGGAGGCCCCCAAGAGGGUGUCCAAGUUCAAAGCUGCCCGGCUGCAGCAGAAGUGACCCAGCAGAGCCAGUCUCCAGGAUCCACACUACUGGCUCCUUUUUUAACAUUGAUUUUCUACACCUACACUUUUUUGAGUCGGACAGACCGUGAACACACACUAUGAUCUGCCAUGGCUCUUAUUUUUUGCAUCACUCGUCAAGCCUCACUUCUUCUCUUUGAUAACGCUUUUCCUGUUAGUACACAUGGUUUCUAUUGCAAUAUGGCUAUUCUGUAAGAGGCAGUACUCUGUAAGAGUAGCAUAACAUAGUUGAGAAGGCAACCCAACGCCCUCACGCUUAACCAUUUACCUGCCUUGUAUAAUGGAACAUUAAGCUUUUUAGCUAUGAACCCCGUUCUUUAUGAGUUAGUACUUCACUGCAAUAUGUAUUUAAGUAAAGAGGUAGUUUAUUUAGAACCCUCGUCCUCCAACAUUAUGGCACUACAC